AUGUUGCGGCGAAGCUUCGGUGCCGUGGUGACAGGGCCCAGCGCCCGUCGGCAAUCGGCUCGACAGUCAUGCAGGCACUUGGCAACGGCGUCUCAAGACCUGCCGCUGGCGGGACCUAGCCGAUCGGACCUGCAGUUUGACGUUGUGGUCGUCGGUGCCGGUCACAGCGGGUGUGAGGCGGCCGCAGGCUCAGCUCGCACGGGAGCACGCACGCUCCUCGUCACCACGAACAAGCAAAGCAUCGGAGAGCUCAGCUGCAACCCUAGUCUCGGCGGCGUCGGAAAGGGCACCUUGGUGCGCGAGGUCGAUGCUCUCGGCGGACUGUGCGGUUUGGUCGGCGAUAAAGCAGGAAUCCAGUUUCGCAUGCUCAACAAGUCGAAAGGACCUGCCGUGCAUGGUCCGAGGGCGCAAAUCGAUCGGUCUCUGUACCGACGCCACAUGCAACAUGCUCUGCGGACCUAUCCCAAUCUGACCAUACACGAGGCCAAGGUCCAUGGUCUGAAGCUGGACUGGUCGAACGGAUACCCUGCUCAACACGGAAAGGGAAAGGAGCGCGAAGUCACUCGAGCGGUUGUUCGCGGUAUCACUACGACCGAUGGCGAAACGAUCACGUGUAGCCAAGUUAUUCUCGCCACCGGCACCUUCUUGUCCGCCAACAUCCACCUGGGUCUCGAGUCGAGGCCAGCUGGGCGCAUGCUGCCUCUGCCUUCAAUGUACGACGAUCCGGCCUCCGAUGGUCUCAGUCAGAGUCUGGCCCGCGCCGGUUUCGAACUUGGCCGUCUCAAGACCGGCACACCUGCAAGAAUCGCUUCGUCGUCCGUUCGUCUUGGCAGCCUGUGGCAACCAGGCAGCAGAGUCGAUCCUCGCCUUGACGUCAUCCGCGGCGACGUUACACCGGCAGCCUUCUCUUUCCUCAACGAUGCACCCGACAUCGAUCCCGCUCACCAAGUCGAGUGCUGGGGCACGCAAACGACGGCGACGACUCAUGACAUUGUACGACAAAAUCUUGGCAAGUCGAUCCACAUCAAGGAGACCGUUCGAGGGCCACGCUACUGUCCAUCGAUCGAGUCCAAGGUGAUCCGCUUCAAGGACAAAAACAGUCACCCAGUCUGGCUUGAACCGGAAGGUCGACCGGGCACAGAGGACGGCGGCGUUUUGUAUCCAAAUGGGCUGUCCUGCACGCUGCCGACCGAAGAGCAGCAAGAAUUGCUGCGUAGUAUCCCAGGGCUCGAGAAUGCAGAGAUGAUCCGUCCAGGAUAUGGAGUCGAGUACGAUCAUGUGGACCCGCGAGAGCUGCGCCACAGUCUCGAGACGAAAAGAAUCGAGGGGCUAUGGCUGGCAGGCCAGAUCAAUGGCACCACAGGGUACGAAGAGGCUGCAGCUCAGGGAUGCGUUGCCGGGCUCAACGCAGGUCUCAAGGCCAACGGUCUUGCGCCACUCGACAUUGGUAGAUCAGGUGGAUAUGUCGGGACGAUGAUUGACGAUUUGGUCAUGCAAGGCGUAGAAGAGCCGUAUCGAAUGUUUAGCUCUCGCAGCGAGUACAGGAUGACGCUUCGAGCCGACAACGCAGACACACGGCUUACUCCGCUCCUGCGAGCGUCCCGCGCUUCGGCAAUAGACGAACGACGCUGGCAACGUUUCUGCGCAAUGCAGGCUGACAUGGAACACGCAUUUGCGCUGCUCAAAGCAACGCGGAUGAGCCCACACGCCUGGAUGCGGCAUGGCUUCCACUGCUCGGGCGACUCGCACGAGCGAAGUGGACUUGACAUGCUUCGACAGCCACAGCUAGGCAUCCGCGAUCUCGUUCCUCUGAUUCCCGAGUUGGCGGGUCUGAGCAAGAUGGUGACAGAUAGAGUAGAGAUAGAGGCCACAUACAUGCCACAUUUGGAGAGGCAAGCUCAGGAGAUCGCAGCUUUCAACAAGGAGACACAGAUGCGCUUCCCGGAAGGAUUCAACUUUGCUUCAGUGCCAGGCCUCAAUCCGCAGCUGCGAGAAAAGCUGGAUCUUUUGCGCCCAACAUCGUUGGCGGCACUCAAGUCGAUACCCGGAUGCACACCUUCCAACUACGCCGCGCUAUGGCGAUACGCUGUACAGCCUGAUGAAGCAGGACAAGCAUCGCAGAACGUCUAG
Molecule: messenger RNA, 2130 nt
Organism: Kalmanozyma brasiliensis GHG001
Lineage: Eukaryota; Fungi; Basidiomycota; Ustilaginomycetes; Ustilaginales
Product: GidA associated domain 3
Exons: 2
Coding region: 1-2130 (709 amino acids)
Biological process (GO): tRNA wobble uridine modification; tRNA methylation
Cellular component (GO): cytosol
Molecular function (GO): flavin adenine dinucleotide binding
Source: RefSeq, a predicted model, not a curated record